This is a messenger RNA of Mytilus trossulus (common blue mussel), 1052 nucleotides long. RefSeq lists its product as uncharacterized. The record is from RefSeq and is a predicted model, not a curated record. NCBI's taxonomy places the organism in Eukaryota, Metazoa, Mollusca, Bivalvia, Mytilida, Mytilidae. The coding region runs from base 53 to 892 and encodes 279 amino acids. The transcript is spliced from 2 exons.
CCCAUUGAUACCUUCCUGCCAUCUAGUUUAUACUCAGGUUUCGUCGUAAAACAUGGCUUUUAUCGUGAUUACAGCUGCAGCCAUAUUGGCUAGCGUAAACGCAGGUAUGAUGAAAAUGAUGCCACCACCGAUGGACAUGAUGAAAAUGAUGCCGAUGGAAAUGAUGGGCGGUAUGGGUGGCAAAGGUGGCAUGAUGGAAAUGAUGCCAAUGAAGCCGAUGAUGAUGGAGAUGAUGCCGAUGAAAAUGAUGGAAAUGAUGCCCAUGCCAAUGAUGGAAAUGAUGAAAAUGAUGCCCAUGCCAAUGAUGGAAAUGAUGAAAAUGAUGCCAAUGAUGGAAAUGAAAGGUAAAAUGAUGGAAAUGAUGAAGAUGAAAGAAAUGAUGGGCAUGAUGAAAAUGAAGGAAAUGAUGGAGAUGAAAGGAAAGAUGGAAAUGAUGCCAAAAAUGAUGGAAAUGAUGAAAAUGAAGGAAAUGAUGCCAAUGAUGGAAAUGAUGAAAAUGAAAGAAAUGAUGCCAAUGAAAAUGGAAAUGAUGCCUAAGAUGAUGGAAAUGAUGAAAAUGAUGCCAAUGAAAAUGGAAAUGAUGCCUAAGAUGAUGGAAAUGAUGAAAAUGAUGCCAAUGAAAAUGGAAAUGAUGCCAAUGGAAAUGAUGAAAAUGAUGCCAAUGGGAAUGAUGAAACCCAUGCCAAUGGAAAUGAUGCCUAAGAUGAUGGAAAUGAUGAAACCAAUGCCAAUGGAAAUGAUGCCAAUGAAAAUGGAAAUGAUGCCUAAGAUGAUGGAAAUGAUGCCAAAAAUGAUGCCAAUGGAAAUGAUGAAGCCCAUGCCAAUGCCAAUGGAAAUGAUGAAACCAAUGCCAAUGAUGAAAUCAAUGCCAAUGAAGAAAGGAGUAUACUAAACAAACAUUUAAAACUGAUGAAUAUUUACAUAUUAUUUAACUUUAAAGCAGAUGUAGAUUUAAAAUAAAUAUAGAUAUCAUUCAUAACAGAAGGAUUUAAGCUUGGAUUUCGAGGGCUUUAGUCACUUUUUCGUGAAAAGAAAAAAAAACCUUUCUUGGG